CCCAGAGCCCCGCCCACCAGCCAAUCAGACAACAGAGAGCCAGAGGAAAGCCAACCAGAGAGAAGCACUAAGGCAUGUUGGGAGAGUCCUCUGACUGAGAGCCUGGAGAGAGAGAUGCAGGAGACACGGAGAAUGGUGUCAGCUCUACAGGCCCUGUUACUUCAUGGGUCUCUGCCAGAUGAUGAGCAGGAGAAGUUGAAUCUGACUCUGGGAGAAGAUAACACUGAACAACAACUGGUGGUCAUUCGUAGUCAUCUAGAUCAGAGUAUGGAGGAGACCCAGGAGCUGAAGAGAGAGCUGUUGCGUUGUAAACAGGAGGUACGGAACCUGCAUGGAGUCAAGGAGGCACAGCAGCAAAGAUUGUUUGCCCAGGAGGAGUGUGUGUUGCAGCUUAAACAGGAGCAGCUCAGAGCCAGCAUGACCCAGGACCAACUCACCAGCCUCAAC
Messenger RNA from Salvelinus namaycush (lake trout), 447 nucleotides. RefSeq names its product dixin-A-like. Gene Ontology annotation, cellular component: cytosol. Gene Ontology annotation, biological process: canonical Wnt signaling pathway. Lineage: Eukaryota; Metazoa; Chordata; Actinopteri; Salmoniformes; Salmonidae. The record is from RefSeq and is a predicted model, not a curated record. The transcript has 6 exons. The annotation marks the transcript as partial.